AUGGCCCAUGUGGUGGGCCCAAACCCGUUAGAUUCAGAGCUGCUAAUAGCAGCAAUCAAUGAGUUUUAUACAACAACAGAUGAGCAACGAAGGCACGAAAUCGAUACGAUUUUAAUCAGAUUUAAAACUGAAUAUGAAUGCGUACAAACAGUUGGAGCAUGUAUGAGAAUAAUAAGUCAGCCAACAAGCUCUUCGAGUGUCAGAUAUUUCGGCACUGUUGCCCUGUAUGAUGUCAUCCGAAUACGAAGUGAGGAAUGUAUCGCUAAUCAAACUUUGCAAUUGAGUCUCAAGACUUUUCUAAUUGAUAGCCUCACGUCUGGCGCAUAUGCACAAACGACCUCGAUUCUGAAUAAGCUUUCCGCUUCAUUGGCACUGUUUGCUCUCUACUGUGUUCCUGAUUUGUGGCUUACUCCAGUUGAAGAUCUAACAUCCUUGCUUGCAGGUACUCCUGAAAUUCUUUUGAAAGUGUUAUCUGAUAUGGCUGCCGAGUUCUCUCAUGUUUCCAUGCCACUCACACAGAGAAGUAAAUUGAAAGGAGAACUGCACAAGUUCUCGGAGAAUAUAAUUCAAGUAUUAGCUGUAGUUCUACGUGGAGGUGAUACAUCGUCUAUUACCAAACAAUCCGCGGUGGAGUGUGUUGAACAAUGGUUGAGGCUGCCAGGAAUGGCUCUCGAUCAGUGGACACAAGUUCUUUCGGACGUUUUGGGGGCUGUAGUGCAAGACUGCACCGCAUUGGCCAGCAUUCUAGAUAUUAUAGCUGAAAAUGAUGAAUUCCACCGAUACUCUACCCUCAUUAUCAAUAUUUGCCAGUAUAUUUGUGUUCAUGUGUCUAGUAAAAUUGAAGAAGAACUCAAAGAUGAUGCGACAAGCGAAGAGAUAGCAACGUUGGUAGCUUCUACGUGUAGUGUGGCAGAAAAAUCAGUGUCCACGCUUGUCGAAUGUGCUGUUCAAGGUGGAGAUUCAGAACUUAUAACCCGACUUUCUCAAGUGAUGCAAGUGUUAGCCAAUAUGCAAGGACAGUAUCCGAAAGAAGAAAUUGUUUCUGAUAUUCCUUCAGUUUAUUUUAUCUCAUUAAGAACUGAGAUAGUGCAAACAAUGAAUUCCACAAGAGUUGAUGAACAAUUCAUUGCCAAAAUUGGUCAAAUAUAUGCUCAAAUGUUAGAUGUUGCAAUUAAUAAGCUCACAUUUCCACGUAUUAAUUUGUGGCUGACAUGGAAUUUAGAAGAGCGAGAACAAUUCGAAUCGUAUCGGAAAACAAGAAGUGAAGUUUCAUAUGAUUCUUAUAAUUUCUCUGCUGCAGAGACUCUCAACUAUUUGAAUCAAAAACUCGAAGAAGCGCUAAGCUCCGGAGAUAUAAAUACAAGUGAAGCAUGUUUGUUUCAAUGGGAAUGCGUUGCUGAUUAUCUGGCUGAAACCGAUUAUCCCUCUAUUCUGAAAUGUCUUGAAAUGUGUGCAGCACCUGGUCUCUCCGUAUCAUCAACUGUAUUAUCCUCUGGUGCACUUGAUUGUGACUUUGAUCGCCGUGGAGCCACCUUGAUGCGGCUGCUUUAUGCAUUAUCUCAUUUGAUUCAAGAACAUGAUCGAGCAAAUGAAUUAGAGUGUGCACUGAUUCCAGUUAUUUUGACUUAUGUGUCACCUGAAGUUCGAAGCGUACGACAAUCUAUUGAUACCUUACAGAAAUUUGUAGAAGAUCGACCAGAUAGUUUAGAGGUUGUUGGAGACCAGAUUUCAACAACUUGCUAUGACUUUUUCAACUCACCCAAUGUUCGUGACACUGAUCGUUUAGCUGCGCUCAAAUGUAUCGGUUACGUUUUAUCCAGGAAGCACCCCACUGAGACAAUGAAAAUUAUUGGUCAAAUUCUAAGCCAUCAAAAUAUUGACGAACCGGGAAUUGAUAAUCAGACACGUCAUCGUAGAUAUGCUUUUCAAAUCAAUACUUUCUCUGCGCUGUUUUCGAGUCUGACAAAUAAAAAAGGAACUCCUACGGCAACUAACCCUGGAACCACUGAUGAAGAGCCAACAAUCGUACAGCUUCUUAGAGAAGCUAUCCCGGUUUUUGAAGCAUUAUGUAGUGGAGGAAGUGGUUUGGAUGGUAACAACAGUGGAAACCUGAUUCAAGAAGUUUGUAAAGCAGUUCGUUCGGCACUCACAUCUCUUCCGGAACAAUAUCUUCCGCUUUUCUUCCCGUUUGUGGUUUCACUGUUGAAUUCUGCACUUUUUCUUCCUGAAUCAGCUGUUGCCGCUUGUGCUCUUGCCAAGUCUACAGUGCUGCAAUGUGGAUCUCUGGUAGGUGUCGAUAUGGCGAAUGCUUUCGCUCAAUGGGUACAACUAUUCGAACAGCAAACCGGGUCAACACAAAUUGAUGAAUAUCUUCAAUUGAUUUAUCAAGUUGUUAGAAAAAAUUGGAAGAUGAUUAUGAAGUUCCCAGAACCAUCUAUGGCUGCAUUCCGGUCGGCAAUCAAAAUUUGUAGCUGUAUUAUUGUUAGCUCUUCUGUUCCUACGGAAGUACGCAGUGCUUCACAGAUUCUUGCUGCUCUUUCUACAUAUGCAAUAUCAAAUAAUGACACUGCAAUGAAAACAACAUUCGCAGAAGAGGGGCCAAUGUUGAUUCGAGCUGUAUUUGGAAGGAUUCAAGGAGAGUUAAUGAGAGCAACAGUAGAAGCAUUAGCUGACAUUCUUUUCUUCUAUUUCAAAGAAUUCACAACUGAAACAAGAGCUCUCAUCAGUACAGAACCUUAUGGAUCAUCUGCGCUUAUAACGUCAAUGUUUCGAGAAAUCGGAAAUCCACGAAAUUUCAAGCAACAGACAAUACGAUUCAAUUUGGCAGCGGUUCGAGAUCCAGGAUCUGUAGCUAGCUAG
Messenger RNA from Caenorhabditis remanei, 2859 nucleotides. RefSeq lists its product as uncharacterized. The transcript has 16 exons. Gene Ontology annotation, biological process: protein import into nucleus. NCBI's taxonomy places the organism in Eukaryota, Metazoa, Nematoda, Chromadorea, Rhabditida, Rhabditidae. The record is from RefSeq and is a predicted model, not a curated record. The coding region runs from base 1 to 2859 and encodes 952 amino acids. Gene Ontology annotation, cellular component: nuclear membrane; cytoplasm.